AUGAAUAACGAUAGACAACUCAUCGAAUACACAUCUGGUCGAUGGAUAUAUAACGAGAACGUCCGUCUCGCUGAGCGUCGCGGGAAAUUCAACAUUGAUGCGUUGAAAAGCGCUGCUGCUCAGUCGCUACAGAGAUGUGAUACAGAUAUCAAAAGUGUGACGAAGUUGGCGGAAGGAGGCUUCAACCGUGUCCUACAGGUCGCCAUGCUUGAUGAUACUCAGGUCCUUGCCCGAUUGCCAUAUCCAUCAACUGAGCCAAAACAAUUGGCAGUCGCUAUCGGGGUGGCGACCUUGGCUCUCCUUCGGGCCCAUGGUCUUCCUGUGCCCCGGGUGUAUGCCUACUCCACAGAUGCUAAAAACCCUGUUGGCUCGGAGUAUAUGAUCAUGGAGAAACUACCCGGACGGCCACUUGGUGAUCGGUGGUUUGAGUUGUCUGAUCGAGAACGUCUUAAGGUGCUCCUGCAGCUUGUACAGUUAGAAGCGAAGCUUCAUGCCAUUGAGCUACCCGCGAGCGGAAGCAUAUACUAUGCCAGCGAUUUACCAUCAGACUCACCACGGAUAGUCAUCCCAAAUUCUAAUUUCUGCAUUGGCCCUAAUGCAGCUCUUCAAUGGUGGUUCGAAGAGCGUGCUUCUCUCCGUGUUGAUCGCGGUCCUUGUAUGGAUCCGAUCGACGUUCUCCGAAAUCCUGCGUUAAAAGAAUUGGCCUGGCUGCGCACAUAUGGCCGGCCACGCUUCCCAUUUGAGCGUGCAUAUCGCGAGUCCAUGGAUUACCAAUUGUCCGACCCCAGCGAGCAUAUGGAAUCCUACCUCAAGAUAGCUCCUGCACUUCUCCCGUCGAAUGAGUUCUUCAGCCCGUCCUUCGUCACCCUGACCUUCAGCCAACAACAUCUUCCUGUACUACCACUCUUUCUUGCCGCCGGGAUCCCAGAGUUGUUCCACAAUUACGAUGACCCUGAAUCGUUUGAUUUUCGCCCGCCUUCCAGUCCAGAGUUAAGCGAACUGGACGAGCAAGGAAAGGCCGACGCUCUUCAUGAUUUUCGACGACGCCAUACCGACUUUUUCUACUUAGCCUUCACGCAGCGUUUCAAUAAAUCUCACUUCCGGGCUAUGGAUCAGACCACGAACAUGCUUACUCGCCGCAUUUUUAGCCAUGCGGGAGACCCCUGGGAAGGAAAUAACAUUCCCCUCCAGGCUGACCUCGUCCUAAUAAAGAAAUCCUUGCAUGAAUACUCGACUGGACCAUGCCCUAUAUCAUUCUCCACGGCCAAGUCUGAUUCCAUCAUGCACCUACAAAGCAUGCAGGAAGAGAUUGAUCUGCAACUCAAGCAUAUUCGUAAUGCUAUUGGUAUCAGUGUCAAUGGGUGGACCCCUCCCGAAGAAUAUGAAGCUGCCUGCGCUCGGGCUCGUCAGAUGAAAAUCGAUGGCCUCGCUUCCCUUGAUACAGACUACGAGCGCGAAAUGACGAAUCGACACUGGCCGUUUGAUGAUCAUAACGAGGAUGAGUAA
Aspergillus niger is the source of this 1506-nucleotide messenger RNA. RefSeq lists its product as uncharacterized. NCBI's taxonomy places the organism in Eukaryota, Fungi, Ascomycota, Eurotiomycetes, Eurotiales, Aspergillaceae. Gene Ontology annotation, cellular component: mitochondrion. Bases 1 to 1506 code for a protein of 501 amino acids. The transcript is spliced from 4 exons. The record is from RefSeq and is a predicted model, not a curated record.